UUUUACACGGCAUACCGGUUCUGGAAUGCAAAUGCGAAGGAUAGCUAAGUGUGUUGCGUGGAUUAAGAAGAAAAAUUAAGGACUCUGUGUGUAUUAAUUUGAGUAUAUACGUAUAUGUGUAUUAAUUUAAAUAUAUAUGUAAACCAACACCCCCACAAUAAAUCGUUCCUGUGCAACUAAAAGAGGUUCGUGACAAUGUCAGGAAAUUGGCCGAUACGCGCUUUGAUUUAUAUGUUCGCCGCUGUAAUACUGAACCUGAUUACCUCCGCGAUGGAGAUGCAGUCUAAACAGCAAUAUCAAAUAUACAGAACAGAAACUGGCUGGAACGCGGCGAUACUCGAGAAACAUUGUAAAAGCGAGCCUCAACCGGUGGUCGAGUAUUACAACUUGAACGGAACACAAUACUUCUUUUUCUCUCAGAAAUUGACGUGGGAUGAAGCGCGAGUGUUGUGCAGCAAUUACAACGCGAGGCUCGCCAUCCUAGACACCAUGGAGAAGGCCACGAGCGUUGCGCAAGCGAUCGCGGAUUCCAACAUAGAGAUAGAAGAAGACUCGUGGCUCGGAGGCCGACGUUUGGGAAGCACGUGGUCGUGGAUACACGAUCGCGUUGAGUCUUGGAGGAACACCGAGAUACCCGUGGAGCCGAACACAGAAGAUUACCCCCCGUGGACCAGGAGACCGUUGCGACCAAUGAAGGAAUGCCUGGCGAUCGAUCGUCGUGUUCAUUCUCACCCCAACUUCAUCGACCUCGACUGUCGAUUGCAGCGGCCAUUUAUUUGCGAAAGAAAAUUCGAAGAGGACGUCGGGAAACCUGUGCCGUCCAAGUGGUUGCGGAUUCAGCAACGCACGUAUACUCUGUACCACGCCAGGGUUACCUGGGAAGAAGCCGCGAUACACUGUCGUUUGUUGGGUGCCAGAUUGGCGAUCAUGGAGAACUCCAACGUUAUAGAAAUUCUCGCCAACAGCAUGACGAGGACUCGACCCGAUUUUGAGACUGUCUGGAUCGGAGCGUAUUACUCUUACGGACAGUGGAUGUGGAUGCCCACGGGCGCGAGCCUGAGCCCGAUCACGGACAGGAAGAGUGGCUACCCACCGUGGAGAUUCGGCAGGUCCGAGAGGAACGACGGUUGCCUGCUCCUUGACCGACACAUAGACAACAUGCCAAGCUUCGUCGAGACGAAAUGCGACCGCAAACGGGACUUCGUAUGCGAGGAAUAUCCGGAAGACCAGAUCAGCAACUGGCUGAAUGAGCCGAUAAAAUUCACGCACAAUGACAGCAUCUACGUCAUUUAUCCGAUGGAGAAGAGCUGGAACGAGAGCAGGGCGUUCUGUAACGAGCAGGGUAGCGUGCUAGCUUAUAUGAACGACAUAAACGUGACCAAUUUGAUAGUCGAGGCAAUGGGCGAUCAUCCCAAAGAUAUAACUCACGUGUGGAUCGGAGGACACCUGAUCAAGCCGAACGAGUGGCGAUGGACGCAAAGCGGCAGAAGGAUCUCGGAGAAUAAGGACUCAUCUGGAUUCCCACCGUGGGUAAACAUAAACGAGCAACUCGAUUAUUAUACUGGAGUGUCGAUCUGCCUAAAUCUGGAUCGUAGUGAUCAUGUGAAGCCGCAUUUGUACGGCCUCGACUGCAACAGCAGGCAGCCGUUUGUUUGCAAAAUAACGUGUGAUAUAACGCCAUUCGUGAGCAACGGCAAUUGGAUGUGCGAGCAUACGCGUGACGGCAAACAAUGCAAAUUGCAUUGCGACAAAGGAUUUAUAGUGCUGGGUGUGAAAAAUAUAUCGUGUACGCAUCAGGACGGGUGGAACACCGUGAAAAAUUGGCUUGAGGUGCCACUUUGCCUCGCGUCGAGGGAUUAUACGAGACGAAUAGUGAGAUCCUUGGAUCACGAUCUACAAAGCAGCGCGGGCUAUUACUUCAUUCUGGAUCACGCGAACAAAAGAAUGCGAUCGCUGUCGUUGCGUUUUAUCGAACGAAUUCUCAAUAUCUUUCCGGUAAAUUAUAAUCUCAAAAUGGGAAUGUAUUGCAUGGCGACGAAUCCGCCGGCUCAAUUGCCGUUCAAUCAAACUGACACUUGCGCCGUGCUACAUGCGAUUAAGUAUCUCGCGACGAAACUGAACGCGACAGACGGUCGCCAAGAAACGCAUUCCAAUAUCUUACAGCAGCAUCUAUCCGCGCACAAAGGAAAGAAAGUUGUGAUAUUUACUGUCGUCGACACGAACCACAUACCUCGCUACCUGGAAAUUCUAGCUCGCAUGAAAACUAUCAAUAAUAGGAUUGUUGCGAUCGGCUCGGAAGACAACUGGGAGAUUCUAUUAGCCUUAGCUUCUAUCGGUUUCGAUCGUCGUAAAAAUCUUUACCUAUUCGAUACAACUGAAUUCGACACGAUCAUUAGAGAACUAUACAGUUUCAAGAAAAAGACACUAAAAUGUCCAACGAAACAAACUACUAUUAUCAACGUACACCCAACUGAAGUAAACACAAACUUAACUCUUCAUGGACCUAAUAAUACAGAAAAUAUUACAAUGCAAUCUACCAUUCACGAUACUUCGACCACACCAAGUAGUUUUACUGAAACUGAUCAAUAUCAAGAUGACACAAAUUUACAAGAACAAAAAAUACCGCAAGAUGGGAAUACAAUGAAGAAGGAUCAAGAUCUGGAGUCGAAGGAACAAUCACUGUGGGAAGAUACGGUUAAUGAAUAUUUAUCAGAUGGCACGUUCGAAGAAGAACCUGAAAAUUUGUAAAAUAAUGUAGAACAAUUUGAUAGUUCCUGCAGAAGUUGCGGCAUCCAUCCUAGUGACACACGAAUAUAUAUAUACUAUUGCACGCUAUUCCAUCUAUUUUCUAUACGCCUCACGAACGACACAACGCACAGGAGACAUUCACCCAAAAUCAUCAUUUUCUUUGGCACUUUAUUAACGUAAAUAACAACUUAUGAAAUUAUAUAUACAAAGUCUUAAAAUAAUAUGGCCUAUGAUGAACGAUAAGACGACAUGCUGAUCCUGUGGAAACGAUAUAUCAAUAAUAAACACGUAUACCAUUGGAGAUGUUAGAUGAACGUCAGCCUAAUGAAAUUCUGUUCUACUUAAUUUUAUAAGAAGACAUUUGUUUUACAUAAUUAUGUAAUGAAAAAUAAAGACCACAUAAACGAA
Messenger RNA from Odontomachus brunneus, 3156 nucleotides. RefSeq lists its product as uncharacterized. The coding region runs from base 196 to 2748 and encodes 850 amino acids. NCBI's taxonomy places the organism in Eukaryota, Metazoa, Arthropoda, Insecta, Hymenoptera, Formicidae. The transcript is spliced from 17 exons. The record is from RefSeq and is a predicted model, not a curated record.